UUCUCAACCAUCGGCACCCGAAUCAGUUUCCUGGCCACCCGAAGGUCUCCCCAGGCUCCGAGCCACCCAGAGUGCCACACGGCCGGCUCACCCCCAAACCUCCGCCCGGCAUCUCUGGCUGGACAAGAGGUCCCAACCACCCGUCCUCCAGUCCUUGGCACCCACCAGGCAGAAAGCUGGAAGCGACGUUAACCAUGAGUGAUUUUUGGCACAAGCUGGGCUGCUGCGUGGUGGAGAAAGCGCAGCCGCAGCAGCGGAAAAGACGGCGGAUCGACCGAAGCAUGAUAGGCGAGCCCAUGAAUUUCGUCCACCUCACGCACAUUGGCUCUGGGGACAUGGUGAACGAGGGCCUCCCCGCCGUGUCAGGAGCCGUCCAGGAAAUGCGGUCCAAAUGCGGGCGAGAAAGACCUUGGAGCAAUUCCCACAUUUUAUAACCUUGUGCCGCUCCUC
Messenger RNA from Thamnophis sirtalis, 450 nucleotides. The record is from RefSeq and is a predicted model, not a curated record. Lineage: Eukaryota; Metazoa; Chordata; Lepidosauria; Squamata; Natricidae.